Lepus europaeus (European hare) is the source of this 1563-nucleotide messenger RNA. RefSeq names its product peroxisomal bifunctional enzyme-like. Gene Ontology annotation, biological process: fatty acid beta-oxidation. Lineage: Eukaryota; Metazoa; Chordata; Mammalia; Lagomorpha; Leporidae. Gene Ontology annotation, cellular component: peroxisome. Gene Ontology annotation, molecular function: (3S)-3-hydroxyacyl-CoA dehydrogenase (NAD+) activity. The record is from RefSeq and is a predicted model, not a curated record.
AUGGCAGAGGUGGUCUCCUGGAGAACAGUAUCUAGAGAGAGACAACAUCUUAAACAGACCGUGGCUCUCGCUGUAGGAGGGGAGAGCUACGUCCUGCACAGUCUCCUCUGGGAGAACGGUGCUGAUAUCCACAGCUUCCAGGCUCCUAGGAGCUCUGGCUUCGGGUUGGGACAUUUAGUAGAUGAAUUGUCGAGAAAUGAGAAGCCCGUGGUGGCAGCUAUCCAGGGCGUGGCCUUGGGAGGAGGACUGGAGCUGGCCCUGGGAUGUCACUAUAGGAUUGCCCAUGCACAGGCUCGAGUCGGCCUCCUAGAAGUCACACUAGGACUUCUUCCUGGUGGAAGAGGAACGCAGCUUCUCCCCAGACUCAUUGGGGUUCCUGCCGCACUUGACUUAAUUACCUCAGGAAGGUGUGUUUCAGCAGGUGCAGCACUCAAGCUGGGGAUCCAAGAUGAAGUGAAUUCAGACCCAGUUGAACAAACUAUCAAACUCACCCAGAGAGCCAUUGGUCAACCUCUAGAAUCCCGUAGACUCUGCAACAAGCCAGUUCAGAGCUUGCCCAACAUGGAUACCAUUUUCAGUGACGCCUUCGUAAAGAUGCGGAAGCAGCGCGCUGGGUGCCUUGCUCCAGAGACGUGUGUCCGUGCCAUCCAGGCCGCUGUGAAGUAUCCCUACUCAGUGGGCAUCGAGGAGGAGGAGGAGCUGUUUAUGCACCUCCGGGAAUCAGGCCAGGCUCGAGCCCUGCAAUAUGCUUUCUUUGCUGAAGAGAAUGCAAGUAAGUGAUCAGGUCCCUCUGGAGCAUCCUGGAAGACGCCCAUCUCCUCUGUCGGUGUUCUGGGGUGGGAGAAUGUGGCUGAGGAGCAACUGCAGAACCAGCGUUUAAGGCAUCCUGACUGGAAGAGGUCCCUGGCCAAAGUUCAUUCAAUGGCAGUUCAGGGCUGGAAUCUGAUAGAGGGGCAGGCUGUCUUCCCCCAUCUCCAUGUGUUUGAGGAGCAAAAUGAAGAAGCCAAGGCAACUGUCACGGGUUUGUUGGGAAUCGAAUGUCCUUAUUACGAUCAGACGUACUUCCUAUUGGAAGAUGGCAGUAAGCCAGAGGAGAAAGGUCAGGUGCUUGAAAAGUCUGGUCUUGAGCGUUGCUUGUAUGCACUCAUCAAUGAAGCCUUCUGUAUCUUGGGAGAGGGGAUAGCCACCAGCCCAGAGCACAUCGAUGUUAUCUAUCUGUAUGGAAUAAUCAAACUCUUUGAACACUUCAACGUCAAGAGAAAAACACUGAUUAAGUGUGUGUUAUCAAGAGAGGUGAUCGACAGUGACCCAGUGGAACCAAAAAGUGAUUGGGAAGGCAGCAUCUUGGUACCACCCGAGGGCAGUUCUGAAUCUGGGCGCACAAAACUUCUGCUCUCUGGGCCAGAGAUCGCCAAAGUGGGAGUGUGGAAGGUGACCCACAGAGUGUUCCCAGGACUGGGGAAAGGAAAGGAAGGCAUUACGUACACGGUCAACUGCCCGACAACCUCCACUUUUCUGCAGAAGCUUCAAGUCUUUCUGAGAGACCCAGAGCAGGCCCAGUGA